Bacillus rossius redtenbacheri is the source of this 2083-nucleotide messenger RNA. Its product is annotated as AP-5 complex subunit beta-1-like. Gene Ontology annotation, biological process: endosomal transport. The record is from RefSeq and is a predicted model, not a curated record. The coding region runs from base 1115 to 1999 and encodes 294 amino acids. Lineage: Eukaryota; Metazoa; Arthropoda; Insecta; Phasmatodea; Bacillidae. Gene Ontology annotation, cellular component: lysosomal membrane; AP-type membrane coat adaptor complex. The transcript has 9 exons.
GCACAUACACAUGGCACUUGACCGAGGUGUUUACAUGGUGAAUAAGAAUAAGGAAAGACUGUCUUAAAAAUGCCUGAAAUAAUGACAGAUAAUAUGAUGUUUUUGCAAGAAUGGACUGAUAAACUCAAAAUAUACAAUUUACGUAUUAGUUAUGAAAAAGAGUGUAAUUUAAAUGAGAAAGUAAGGCUAUAGUUUGAAUCGUGUGUUUAUUUUCACACUAAUAAUUGUUUACUUUAGAGGCUGUGUGAUCCUGACCCAUUCCUUGGAGAGGGUUAAAGGAAUUGACGAAUGUGACAAUGUGUUGCGUAGUACAGUCAGUUGGGGCAACGGGGAUGUAGUGAUUUGUGUUCUGGCGGCGGAAGGAGAGACAGGCUACCAUAGAUUUAAUUUGAACCUGAAAUGGGGCAUGCUGCAUGAGAGGAGACGGAUGGCAGAUGCAAGGCUGUUAAAGGUUGUGAAUGGGUGAACUGCAGAGUAGGCUUAUAGAGUGUGUUCUACAGGGUAGGGGAAUACAGUGAAGGAAAGUUGCAUACGAUAUGUAGAGGGAAAGCACUUUUUUUCUUGUGAGGACAGUGGGAUUAGAAUGAGUUGUUACGAUGGUGAGGGCAUUUACAAGGAGUUAUAAGCGGGUGUAUUUUGUUUUGGAGAGAUGGGGGUGGGCAGUUAUGUUUCAUUUAAGCACUGCAAAAUCAUUAACAAAAUAAUUUAUUAUUAACAUCAUUGUACUCUGACUCAAAGGAGAAUUAUGUAGUAAAAGAUAACUUAAAAAAAAAAAUAUGGGUGUCUGACAUACCUACCUUCCAAGGCGAUCUGUGCAUCCACCCUUCUUCUUUUCCAAUAGGCUACUUUGUAGUCAUUUCACCCUUCUCCCUGCAUAACCACGUACCAUCCUGAGUUUCACAUUGAAUAGAAGUUCCUGGCCGAUGUUGCCAAGCAGGUGGCAAAUGGCGAGGACUGGCGAGACCUGAGUUGGACGGUCGGCCAUCACCUACUCUGUCUGUGCAACCACUUCUUGAGGCAGUCCGAGUCCUCGGAGAUUCAUGAUGAGCUGUGCUCGCUGCUGGAGGCAUGCAUUGCUGCUUGCGGUGACGUUGACGUCCAAGACAGGGCCAGGAUGUAUCUGUCGUUGCUGCACACAUUGUCUGGGAAGAAGCUGAAGGAGAUCCUGUGCGUCCCUGGGGCUGGCCUGGCCUCGCUGAUGAGCGAUGAGGCGGAGCUGCGGAUGGCGUCCCUGGCGAAGCACCUGAGAGAGCCCAUCCUCGCCCUGGCCAAGCAGUGCAGGGAGCCGCCCCCAGCCGAGAGUUGCGGCGGUGACGACGCGGGCCAGCCCACUUGGCCGGAAGACAUACUGAAGGCACACUAUGACCUAUUGUCACAUUUGAAGAAAGAGGCAGUUGAUAUCAAGUGCAUCGUCAGACGAACAAAGGACUCUUCUGCUGACAUCCAAGCUCUUGUGCUGUAUUUCAACGUGCCUGAGAACUGGGGGACAGUUGAGGACGCGAUGGUCGGUCAUCUCUCGAAGGAAGGAGACGGCGACACGGAGUUCAAAAUAUGCUGCCACCCUCGGAAACCUUUUCCUGUGAAAAUGGACGUCAGUGCCGAGUUCAGUGUAGAAAAUGUUUUCCACACUUGCCCUGUGCAUCCACUCGAUGUUCAACUGAACGACUUCUUCCAGCCUUUGCCAGUUCCAGUGGAUUACGCAAGCUGCAGGUCUCGUUGGUACCUCGCUGUGUUUGAGAAGCUCUGGGAGUCGUUGGCUGAGGAGGGCUACGCAGCCCCGUAUGUGGACAGAGAUCCUGGUAAAGUCCUCCGGAAAGUGGGAGACUAUAUCAUACGCUCCUCAAGUGGUGAGGAUCCUGACAUGUGGGCCAUGAUAUUCCUGCCACCAGAAAACCAUUUGCUGAUGAAAAUAAAACUGGAUGAGGACUCAGUUUUUGUAAAAAUAAGAACGGACAUAGUUUUGCUGCUGGCCUACUUCAAUGAAUUCUUGAAAAGAUGAUGUACAAAAUGGGGUGAGAAAAUGUGUAUUAUUUUCUUGUAUACUGUAAGUGCCUGAGUUACCAUUAUCAGAGCUUUAACAUAA